Camelina sativa (false flax) is the source of this 1290-nucleotide messenger RNA. Its product is annotated as FHA domain-containing protein FHA2. Gene Ontology annotation, molecular function: protein binding; sequence-specific DNA binding. NCBI's taxonomy places the organism in Eukaryota, Viridiplantae, Streptophyta, Magnoliopsida, Brassicales, Brassicaceae. The record is from RefSeq and is a predicted model, not a curated record. Gene Ontology annotation, cellular component: nucleus. Gene Ontology annotation, biological process: regulation of ribosomal protein gene transcription by RNA polymerase II.
GAUAAGCGCUAAAUCGGUUUCCAAACAGAACUUAUUACGAUUAUACAAUCCCUAAUUUGACAGUUCCGUUCCUCUUUUCAUCUUCGAUUUCAAUCCCGAUCAAAUCGGAGGAUUUCACGGCAUGGCUACGGCCAUCGAAGGCGGAAGCGACGUGGAGGUCGGAUUCGCGAAGCUUCAAGGUGAGGAUUUCGAAUACUUUAUGCAGUCUUACUCCAUUAUGCUCGGCCGUAAUUCUAAGAAAUCGACCGUCGACGUCGACCUCUCAUCCCUCGGCGGCGGGAUGAACAUUUCGCGCAACCACGCUCGGAUAUUCUAUGAUUUCACUAGACGACGCUUCUCUCUCGAGGUCCUUGGUAAAAAUGGCUGCUUCGUUGAAGGUGUCCUCCAUCUCCCUGGGAACCCCAACGUCAAGCUUGACUCGCAGGACCUUUUGCAGAUUGGUGACAAAGAGUUCUACUUCCUCCUACCGGUUCGGAGUAUCUUAGGCGGGCCGUUGGGGCCUAGGCACCACGUCUCGGGCCAGACUAGUGUUGUUCCCUACCAAAAUUAUCAUUCGGGUCCGGGUUCCGGGUCGGGUAAGAAGGGCGGGCGAAGUAGGGAGUUCUAUGAGUAUGAAGAUGAUGAAGACGAUGAUGAUGACGACGAUGAGGAGGAUCUCAGAGGAAGUGGAAAGAAAACAAGGAGAGAUGGAUAUGCUCCCGGAGAGAAGAAGAGAGAGGGAAGAGCAAAGGUAGACCGUGAAGCUGAUGAUCAGCAAGUUUUGCUGCUGGAGGAAAAAGAUGUUGUAUCAUCUGUUGCCACUGUGCUUUCAGACUUGUGUGGUCCGGGAGAGUGGAUGCCUAUGGAAAAACUUCAUUCUGUGAUAUUAAAGGAGUAUGGAAACGUAUGGCAUCACAGUCGAGUAAGAAGAUAUCUGACACAAGAAGACUGGGCGAUCCCUGAAGCAAAGGGUAAACCAUGGUACGGUUUGCUGAUGCUGCUUAGGAAAUAUCCGGAGCAUUUCGUCAUCAACACUAGAUCUAAGGGAAGAGUUACCCUUGAAUUCGUUUCUCUCGUUUCCCUACUCUCAUAAUCAUCGCCAAGAUGAUUAUGCUGCUUUUGUUAGUGCAGGAUGAUAGUUACUUGUUAGUGUAUCUGUUUUCUGUCUUCACGAAAUGAUUCAUGAGUGUAUAAGUGGGGUCAGCGGUUUUGUCCUUGGUGACUCGGAUUCUCUAAUCUUUUUGUUGUUUACAGCUUUUCAACACCUUUUUUCUUUCUUUUCUUGCUGUUUUCUUUUGGAGAGAACUUGUA